CGCGACUGCUAGUGUGAGCGCGUUCUUUUCCCUCCGUGUCGCGGCCCCGCUCCGGGAGCGCGCCGGCCUCUCCCAGGCGCGCGGCGUGACGGCCUCACACGCGCCCCUCUUGCGCGCUCCCCGGCGCCGCCCCCGCCUCGCACGCGCCGCGUCCCUGCGCCCGCACUGUGCGCCGGUGCGGCAGGCCGUGGGAGCAUCCGGGCAUUUCCGCAGCCGAGCGGCGGUCGGGCUGCGGCGGCCAGAGCCUCUUAUGGCCGGGCGGCGGCUGGCAGGCGACAGGCGAGCGGGGCGCUGAGUCCCAAGAACGCACAGGAAGCGGCUGCGGCCGGGCGCCGGCGCCGGGCUGGUCCUUCUCUGGUGCAGAGCUCGGACCAGCCGGAAUCCCGAGAUGCAUCUGCAUCAGGUCCUCACCGGGGCUGUCAACCCUGGAGACAACUGCUAUUCGGUGGGCAGCGUCGGGGAAGUCCCCUUCACGGCAUAUGGAUCAGGCUGUGAUAUUGUUAUUCUGGCGAGCGACUUUGAAUGUGUGCAGAUCAUCCCUGGUGCUAAGCAUGGAAACAUCCAAGUCAGCUGUGUGGAGUGCUCCAACCAACAUGGAAGAGUUGCAGCUUCAUAUGGGAAUGCUGUGUGUAUUUUUGAGCCCCUAGGUAUAAAUUCUCAUAAGAGAAACAGUCAACUCAAGUGUCAGUGGCUUAAAACUGGGCAGUUUUUUUUGAGUUCCGUGACAUUCAACUUAGCAUGGGACCCUCAAGAUAACAGAUUGCUGACAGCGACCGAUUCGAUUCAGCUGUGGGCUCCCCCAGGAAGUGACAUUCUAGAAGAGGAGGAAGAAGUCGAUAAUAAAGUCCCCCCUGUUUUAAAUGAUUGGAAGUGCAUCUGGCAGUGCAAAACCUCAGUGUCUAUACAUCUGAUGGAAUGGUCUCCUGAUGGUGAAUAUUUUGCUACUGCCGGAAAGGAUGACUGUCUUCUGAAAGUGUGGUACCCUAUGACUGGCUGGAAGUCUUCUAUCAUACCUCAAGAUCCCCAUGAAGUGAAAAGAAGACGGGCUUCCACUCAGUUCUCUUUCGUUUACUUGGCACACCCUCGAGCUGUGACAGGUUUCUCAUGGCGGAAAACUAGCAAGUAUAUGCCCAGGGGCUCUGUCUGUAAUGUCUUACUGACUUCAUGUCAUGACGGUGUGUGUCGGCUCUGGGCAGAAACACUGUUACCAGAAGACUGCCUUUUGGGUGAGCAGAUUUGCGAGACCACUACCUCCAGCGUUGCCAGCAACCUUUCUUCUGCUGGAAAACACAAAGACAGAAUCCAGCAUGCUCUUGAGACAAUACACCAUUUGAAGAAUUUAAGGAAAGGCCAAAGGAGGUCUUCUGUUCUUGUAACUCACGCUGAACUGAUGCCUGACAAAACGGCAACCCAUGAAGUUCACAGACACAUUUCUCACCAUGCCAACGCGCUGUGCCACUUUCACAUUGCGGCGAGCAUCAAUCCCGCCACAGAUAUUCCAAAUGUCCUGGUUGGCACUGCAUUUAAUAUUGAUGAUAUCAAUGGAGGAUUUGUAGUUCAUUGGUUAAAUAACAAGGAAUUUCACUUUACAUCAUCAACUGAAAUAUUUAUGCACCAAUUACGAAAACUUUCUGAAAAACAGUUAGAUCAUGAAAGUGAUGAUGCAGAUAGAGAAGACGAUGAGCGCUCACAGGAGGAGAGAGAGAGGGGCUUGCGUAUGAAACUGGAUCAUGAAUUGUCUCUGGAUAGAGAAUCUGAGGCAGGUACAGGCUCAUCAGAACAUGAAGAUGGAGAGAGAGAGGGAAGUCCCAGGACCCACCCACGACCCAGCGUCUCGCUGCCCCUGCCCACAGUGCUGCUGGAUCGGAAGAUCGAAACGCUGCUGACAGAGUGGAAUAAGAACCCCGACAUGCUGUUCACGAUACACCCUGUAGAUGGGACGUUUCUAGUGUGGCAUGUAAAGUACUUGGAUGAAUAUAACCCCGGAAUAUUUAGACAAGUUCAGGUUUCUUUUUCCUCUCGUAUUCCUGUUGCAUUUCCCUCUGGGGACGCCAACUCUCUUAGUAAAAACAUCAUGAUGUAUGCUUGUGUAAAUGCUACAAAAGACUCAUACAGCACCACAUCACAGCCUGAGCUGAUGUCUGUAGAUAGUUCACAUGGGUCACAGCCUCACUAUACAUCACACAGCACUGAUUGGAACAUUUUAGCGCCUACGGUAAUGAUGGUUUCUAAACACAUAGACGGGUCUUUGAAUCAGUGGGCAGUCACAUUUGCUGAUAAGUCAGCCUUUACCACUGUUCUGACCGUAUCUCACAAGUUCAGAUACUGUGGCCACCGAUUCCACCUCAAUGACCUGGCAUGCCAUUCCGUUUUACCUCUGUUGCUGACAUCUUCCCACCAUAAUGCUCUGUUGACUCCUGAGGCAGACUGUCAGUGGGACACGGACAGUAAACUAAAUAGAUUAAUAGAUCCUGUAAAACACACAAAAGGUUCAUCAAAACAGCCGCUUAGAAAUGCAGCAACCCGCACAUUUCAUGACCCAAAUGCAAUCUACAGUGAACUUAUUCUGUGGCGUGUAGACCCCAUUGGACCUUUGUCAUAUACUGGAGGAGUGUCAGAAUUGGCUCGAAUUAACUCUUUACAUACCUCAGCCUUCUCUAAUGUGGCAUGGCUUCCAACUCUUAUUCCUAGUUAUUGUCUUGGCACAUACUGCAAUUCUGCAAGUGCUUGCUUUGUUGCAUCUGAUGGCAAAAAUCUAAGACUCUAUCAAGCUGUGGUAGAUGCAAGAAAAUUAUUAGAUGAACUAUCAGACCCAGAAGCCUCAAAACUUAUUGGAGAAGUGUUUAACAUUGUGAGCCAACAGUCCACUGCUCGACCAGGAUGCAUUAUUGAACUCGAUGCAAUAACCGACCAAUGUGGCUCAAAUACACAGCUACUGCACGUGUUUCAAGAAGACUUCAUUAUUGGAUACAAACCACACAAAGAAGAUAUGGAGAAAAAGGAAAAGGAAACAGAAAUAUUUUUCCAGCCAUCACAAGGAUAUCGCCCACCACCAUUUUCAGAAAAAUUCUUUUUAGUAGUCAUUGAGAAGGACGGCAAUAAUAAUUCUAUUCUUCAUAUGUGGCACCUUCAUCUUCAAUCUGUGCAAGCGUGUUUAGCCAAAGCUGCAGAGGGCAUCUCAUCCGACAGUCUGCUUUCAGUCCCGGGACAGAAAAACAUGGAGUCUUCUUCAGAAACCUCCUCUAGUGUGAGCUCCAUGCCGCAUUCCUCAUCAAUUGCUAAUCUUCAGACUGCUAGCAAACUUAUUCUGAGCUCCAGACUGGUGUAUAGCCAGCCCCUGGAUCUGCCGGAAGCUGUUGAAGUAAUAAGAGCAACACCUUCAGCAGGUCAUCUGAGUUCCUCUUCAAUUUAUCCAGUGUGCCUUGCACCUUAUUUAGUGGUUACAACUUGCUCUGACAAUAAAGUGCGCUUCUGGAAAUGUUGUAUGGAAACGAACUCACCGUGCAGUUCAAGUGGUGAGAAUGAGACCUAUCACUGGAGGAGAUGGCCCUUGAUGAAUGAUGAAGAAAAAGAUAACAGCAGUACUGUGAGCAUCGUGGGAAGACCUGUUGCUGUUAGCUGCUCAUACACAGGCCGGCUUGCAGUGGCUUACAAACAGCCCAUCCACCACAAUGGUUUUAUUUCUAAAGAGUUCUCUAUGCAUGUCUGUAUAUUUGAAUGUGAAUCUACAGGAGGGUCAGAAUGGGUUUUAGAACAGACGAUCCAUCUUGAUGAUUUAGUUAAGGUGGGGAGUGUACUUGAUUCAAGGGUUAGUGUUGACAGUAAUCUGUUUGUAUAUAGCAAAUCAGAUGCAUUUUUAAGUAAGGAUAGAUACCUUAUUCCAAAUAUCAAGCAUUUAGUACAUUUGGACUGGGUGUCAAAAGAAGAUGGCUCUCACAUUCUCACAGUAGGGGUUGGUGCUAAUAUCUUUAUGUAUGGGAGACUUUCAGGAAUCGUAAAUGAUCAAACCAACAGUAAGGAUGGAGUAGCUGUCAUUACGUUACCACUAGGUGGUAGUAUCAAGCAAGGAGUUAAGUCAAGAUGGGUUCUUCUGAGAUCUAUAGACUUGGUAUCCUCUGUGGAUGGCACGCCCUCACUGCCUGUUUCUCUCUCCUGGGUAAGAGAUGGAAUAUUGGUGGUGGGAAUGGACUGUGAAAUGCAUGUAUAUGCCCAAUGGAAGCAUUCUGUCAAAUUUGGAGACGUUGAAGCUGAUAGUCCUGUUGAACAAACAAUAAUACAAGAUCAUUCUGCCUUCAAAUCCUCUAUGUUGACAAGAAAGAGUAUCGCUGAAGGAGCAGCUAUCCCUGAUGAUGUGUUCUGUUCACCAACUGUGGUUCAAGACGGUGGCUUAUUUGAGGCUGCACAUGCACUCUCUCCCACUCUCCCACAGUAUCAUCCAACUCAGCUACUUGAAUUGAUGGACUUAGGGAAAGUUAGAAGAGCUAAGGCUAUUCUCUCCCAUUUAGUAAAGUGCAUUGCAGGUGAGGUUGCAAUAGUUAGGGAUCCUGACGCUGGAGAAGGAACCAAGCGACAUCUCUCUCGGACCAUUAGUGUGAGCGGCAGUACAGCAAAGGACACCGUUACCAUUGGGAAGGAUGGUACUCGAGACUAUACCGAGAUAGACUCUAUCCCUCCACUACCACUACACGCACUGCUUGCUGCAGACCAGGACACAUCCUACAGAAUUUCAGAAGAUAGUGCAAAAAAACCACAGAGCUAUGAGGACCAUAUCGAAAGCCAACCAGAGGAUCAAUAUUCAGAGCUGUUCCAAGUCCAGGAGAUAACAACAGAUGAUAUUGAUUUAGAGCCAGAAAAGAGAGAGAACAAAUCAAAAGUAAUAAACCUGUCCCAGUAUGGACCAGCUUAUUUUGGCCAGGAGCAUGCUAGAGUACUUUCAAGUCAUCUCAUGCACUCAAGUCUACCAGGCCUAACCCGCUUGGAGCAGAUGUUCCUUGUAGCGCUCGCUGAUACUGUGGCAACCACCAGUACUGAGCUUGAUGAAAACAGGGAUAAGAACUACUCAGGAAGAGACACCUUAGAUGAGUGUGGUUUGAGAUACUUGUUAGCAAUGCGCUUGCACACAUGCCUGUUAACAUCACUGCCUCCUUUAUACCGAGUCCAGCUCCUUCACCAAGGAGUGUCUACCUGCCACUUUGCCUGGGCUUUUCAUUCCGAAGCUGAGGAAGAACUGAUCAAUAUGAUUCCAGCAAUUCAGAGAGGGGACCCUCAGUGGUCUGAAUUAAGAGCUAUGGGAAUAGGCUGGUGGGUGAGGAAUGUUAACACACUUCGAAGAUGCAUUGAAAAGGUUGCCAAGGCUGCUUUUCAAAGGAACAACGAUGCCUUAGAUGCUGCUUUAUUCUACCUUUCCAUGAAGAAGAAAGCAGUAGUAUGGGGUCUGUUCAGGUCACAACAUGAUGAAAAAAUGACAACAUUUUUCAGCCACAACUUUAAUGAAGAUAGGUGGAGGAAAGCUGCUUUGAAAAACGCCUUUUCUUUACUCGGAAAACAGCGCUUUGAACAGUCUGCUGCUUUUUUCUUGCUGGCUGGCUCAUUGAAAGAUGCAAUCGAGGUAUGUCUUGAAAAAAUGGAAGAUAUUCAACUAGCCAUGGUUAUUGCCCGUUUAUUUGAAUCUGAAUUUGAGACUUCAUCUACUUACAUAUCCAUCUUAAAUCAGAAAAUCUUGGGUUGUCAAAAAGAUGGCACAGGAUUCAAUUGCAAAAGAUUGCAUCCUGACCCUUUUCUGCGUAGUCUUGCCUAUUGGGUAAUGAAAGAUUAUACCCGAGCCUUGGAUACGUUACUGGAACAGACGCCAAAGGAAGAUGACGAGCAGCAAGUCAUCAUCAAAUCUUGUAACCCUGUGGUGUUCAGUUUUUACAACUACCUUCGAACACAUCCUUUACUUAUUCGAAGAAAUCUUGCUUCCCCUGAAGGAACCUUGGCAACUUUAGGUCUCAAAACUGAGAAAAACAUUGCCGAUAAGAUUAACCUCAUAGAAAGAAAAUUAUUUUUUACUACCGCAAAUGCUCAUUUUAAAGUUGGAUGCCCUGUUUUAGCCCUUGAAGUACUUUCUAAAAUUCCUAAAGUAACCAAAAUAUCCUCCUUAAAUGCAAAAAAAGAUCAGCUUGACUUUGUUUCUGAAAGAAUGGAGAAUGGGCCCUCAGAAUCAAAACCGGUGAGCAGUAGUGAUGGUGGUUCUGGGGCCGACUGGUUGGCCGUAACUUCCUCCCAGUUUGACUGGAGUCAGCCAAUUGUUACAGUUGAUGAGGAGCCUCUUAGGCUCGACUGGGGUGAAGAUCAUGAUGGUGCCUUAGAAGAGGAUGAUGGCGGUGGCUUAGUAAUGAAGGCUGCAGAUGCCAAGAAGGCUGGGCAGGACCAGAGGGCCUCAGACCCGAGUGCAUUAUUGACUCCUCAGGAAGAGGACUGUGCUGAAGGUGACACUGAGGUGGAUGUGAUUGCUGAACAACUGAAAUUCCGAGCUUGUUUGAAGAUCCUUAUGACGGAGUUGAGAACGCUGGCCACAGGUUAUGAAGUCGAUGGAGGGAAGCUGAGGUUCCAGCUCUAUAACUGGCUGGAAAAGGAGAUUGCUGCCUUGCAUGAGAUAUGCAACCAUGAAUCAGUUAUUAAAGAAUAUUCCAGCAAAGCUUAUUCUAAAGUAGAGAGUGAACUUCUGGAUCAUGAAGAAAUGGUGGACAAGCCAGACAUUGGUUCCUAUGAGCGCCACCAAAUAGAAAGACGAAGGUUGCAGGCUAAACGGGAGCAUGCAGAAAGACGAAAGCUAUGGUUGCAGAAAAACCAGGAUCUCCUAAGAGUGUUUCUCAGUUACUGUAGCCUUCAUGGAGCCCAGGGUGGUGGUCUGGCCUCAGUGAGAAUGGAGCUCAAGUUUUUGCUGCAAGAGUCACAGCAGGAAACUACAGUCAAGCAGCUCCAGUCUCCACUGCCACUGCCCACCACGCUGCCACUGCUCUCAGCGAGCAUUGCAUCCACAAAAACAGUCAUAGCCAAUCCUGUGCUGUAUCUAAACAACCACAUCCACGACAUACUCUACACUAUUGUGCAGAUGAGAACACCGCCUCAGCCCAGUGUUGAGGACGUGAAGGUGCACACACUUCAUUCACUAGCAGCAUCACUUUCUGCGUCAAUUUACCAAGCGUUAUGUGACAGCCAUAGCUACAGCCAGACGGAUGGAAAUCAGUUCACAGGAAUGGCUUAUCAAGGGCUUCUUCUAAGUGAUCGACGGCGCCUCAGGACAGAAAGCAUUGAAGAGCACGCAACCCCCAACUCUGCUCCCGCUCAGUGGCCGGGUGUGAGCUCACUCAUUAAUCUCUUGAGUUCUGCCCAAGAUGAAGACCAGCCAAGAUUGAAUGUUCUGCUGUGUGAAGCUGUUGUUGCUGUUUACCUAAGCUUACUGAUACAUGCUCUUGCCACAAAUUCCUCCAAUGAGUUGUUUCGGCUUGCAGCCCACCCGUUAAAUAAUCGAAUGUGGGCUGCUGUUUUUGGAGGGGGUGUGAAACUUGUUGUGAAGCCUCGGAGACAAUCAGAAAGUAUUGCAGCGCCUCCUGUUGCUUCUGAAGACAUAGAUAAACACCGAAGGAGGUUUAACAUGAGAAUGCUGGUACCCGGGAGGCCUGUAAAAGAUGCUACCCCACCCCCAGUGCCUGCAGAAAGACCAUCUUACAAGGAAAAAUUUAUUCCUCCAGAACUUAGUAUGUGGGAUUACUUCGUUGCAAAGCCGUUUCUCCCUCUGUCUGACAGCGGUGUCAUAUACGAUUCUGAUGAGAGUGUUCACAGUGACGAUGAAGAAGACGAUGCCUUUUUUUCAGACACACAAAUUCAGGAGCAUCAAGAUCCUAAUUCUUAUAGCUGGGCUCUUCUGCAUUUGACGAUGGUUAAGCUGGCACUUCACAAUAUCAAGAACUUUUUUCCUAUUGCUGGGCUGGAGUUCUCUGAGCUCCCUGUGACAUCACCACUAGGAAUCGCUGUCAUUAAAAACUUGGAGAACUGGGAGCAGAUUCUGCAGGAGAAAAUGGAUCACUUUGAAGGUCCGCCCCCUAACUAUGUCAACACAUACCCAACUGACCUCUCAGUGGGAGCUGGACCAGCUAUUCUCCGAAAUAAAGCAAUGUUAGAGCCUGAAAAUACUCCAUUCAAGUCCCGAGACUCAUCUGCACUUCCAGUCAAACGACUCUGGCAUUUCCUUGUCAAACAGGAAGUUCUUCAAGAGACAUUUAUUAGAUACAUUUUCACUAAGAAGAGAAAGCAGAGUGAGUCUGUAGAAGAACAUGUGGAGCAGGUCAAACACAACUCCGUAGCAGAAGAUUGCCACAUCAAGGUUGAAGCUGAUCUGGGCUAUCCAGGAGGGAAGGCAAAGGUCAUUCAUAAGGAGUCCGACAUGAUCAUGGCAUUUUCUAUUAAUAAGGCAAACUGUAAUGAAAUUGUUUUGGCUUCAACACACGAUGUUCAAGAACUUGAUGUCACUUCUCUACUGGCUUGUCAAUCGUAUAUAUGGAUUGGAGAAGAAUAUGACAGAGAGUCGAAAAGUUCAGAUGAUAUUGAUUACCGUGGUUCCACCACAACCCUGUAUCAGCCUGGUGCAGCCUCCCAUUCUUCAAGUCAGGUGCACCCACCCCCAUCUCUGCCGUGGCUGGGCAGUGGGCAGACCAGCACUGGAGCUACUGUGCUCAUGAAAAGGAACCUGCAUAAUGUUAAGAGGAUGACUUCCCACCCUGUCCAUCAGUACUAUCUCACAGGUGCCCAGGACGGCAGUGUGCGGAUGUUUGAGUGGACACGACCUCAGCAGCUUGUCUGCUUCCGUCAGGCCGGCAAUGCCAGAGUUACUAGACUGUAUUUUAACUCACAAGGCAACAAGUGUGGUGUUGCAGAUGGAGAGGGUUUUCUGAGUAUCUGGCAAGUUAACCAAACUGCAUCGAAUCCUAAACCUUACAUGAGUUGGCAGUGCCACAGUAAGGCCACAAGUGAUUUUGCAUUUAUCACCUCUUCAAGCUUAGUUGCGACAUCUGGACAGUCCAAUGACAAUAGAAACGUAUGCCUCUGGGACACAUUAAUAUCGCCUGGAAACAGCCUCAUUCACGGUUUUACGUGCCAUGACCACGGUGCCACAGUACUUCAGUAUGCCCCCAAACAACAACUCCUAAUCUCUGGAGGUAGGAAAGGUUACAUCUGUAUUUUUGACAUCAGACAGAGGCAGCUAAUGCACACCUUCCAGGCACAUGACUCAGCUAUUAAGGCUUUGGCUCUGGAUUCCUGUGAGGAGUACUUCACUACAGGUUCAGCAGAAGGCAAUAUAAAAGUAUGGAGACUGACAGGUCACGGCCUGAUUCAUUCCUUUAAGAGUGAACACGCUAAGCAGUCCAUAUUUCGGAACAUCGGAGCUGGAGUCAUGCAGAUUGAGAUCAGCCAGGACAAUCGACUGUUCUCCUGUGGUGCAGAUGGCACGCUGAAAACCAGGGUUCUGCCCAGUGCUUUUAACAUCCCUAAUAGAAUUCUUGACAUUCUGUAGUCUGAGCGCUUGGGGGUUUAUUUUAUAUACCUCUCAGUUAAAAGGUGUAAUGUAGGAGUUAGGCAGUUCUGCUUUCCAAUACAGUCAACACCUUGAAAUAACAGAAUCUCUGGAAUUUGACUCUGAUGCAAGCUGGGUUUUACUCAAGUAUACUUGGGUGUUGCCUACCCAGGUUGGUAGAGUGCAUGUACCUUGUCAUUAUGUUGGCGUAUUAAAAAACAAAACAAAACAAACCCCUACCUUGUAUUGUAUGAAGGGAAGCUAUUCUUCACAUCAUGUAACACCUGAUUCAGAAACACUUGCGGUUAGCUGACGGUAAGUUACAAUAAUGAGCAGGGCCUUUUUACCAAAUUGAGGAAGAGAACAUUGCUGAUUCAGGCUUUUCUUCCUGUUCUCAUCAUGGAAGGAGCAUGCUGCUGUGUCUCGUUGAGUAAAGGACAGUCCCGGGUGUUAGACGCAUUAGACCACCAGAAACACUUCCUACCUGUGGAGCAGGCCCAGCCACUCUCACGUCCUGCUGAGUGUGUUCUCCUGUUAGUGUUUAUACUGAGCUAGUACUGUGACUUGCAAAUGAGUGCAAAUUUAAAUGCAAUGUUUCCCUCACAAUUUGCACAUUGACAUUUUUGGACUGCUAGUUUUUCUAUUAAGGUAUUUGCCUUUAUGUCAGGAAUGUCAUAUGUUAGACAUGGUGUAUUUGCAGUUAAGUAAAACAUACCUUCCCAGUCUAGUUUAGUACUUUUCUUUUUAUGUAUUUAAAGUUAAUAAGGCACAUGUAAAGCUAUGUGGAAACGACACCAGUAGAACAUUUCCUAUCAAUUAAAUGAAUGUUAGGCUCUUUGUGGCCAGUUGGUGAGAUCGGUGAGAUUAUUUAUUGCCACAGCCGAUUGUAUAAACUAUGCAGAGUUAAAUAUUAUUUGCUUGUAAAAUAUUAGCCAGUGUCAUAUUUUGAUGUAUUUCCUUCGUUAUGACCAAAAAUAUGUUGCAAUAUUGAAACCAGUGUCUGUGUAUGUUUAAGUGUUUACCAGCAAAUUGUCUCAUCAUGUAAUGAGAAUGUUUAAUGCCCAUGUGGUAAACAGUAAAACAUAAUGGUAUAAAAGCACCUUUCUCUGAAGGCAGUGUGGUACUCAUGCUGUGAAAUACACAUGUAAAAGAAAUGUUACUUGUUAGAGUUUUAUUUUAGUUUGGCCUAUUUAAGUAGACUGGUCUGGCAUUAUUUGACACUGUUUUUAAGAGUUAAUUUUAAUAAAAUAAUUAACUAUUAGAGAAAAUUUAA
Messenger RNA from Rattus norvegicus (Norway rat), 10829 nucleotides. RefSeq names its product Dmx-like 2 (gene Dmxl2). Lineage: Eukaryota; Metazoa; Chordata; Mammalia; Rodentia; Muridae. The record is from RefSeq and is a predicted model, not a curated record.